Molecule: messenger RNA, 1538 nt
Organism: Musa acuminata subsp. malaccensis (wild Malaysian banana)
Lineage: Eukaryota; Viridiplantae; Streptophyta; Magnoliopsida; Zingiberales; Musaceae
Product: piriformospora indica-insensitive protein 2
Molecular function (GO): protein binding
Source: RefSeq, a predicted model, not a curated record
UGUUCUUGCAGUUUCUCCCAUCUGAAUCGUAAUGAGGAAACCUGUUGCGAACACAGCUGUUUCGGUGCUCGUGUUCUUCUUGAUUAGCUUGCUCGUCACAUCUGAGGUAGAUGCUGUCUCAGCUCCGAUGGAGGAAACGGAACGAGAAGCUCUGUAUUUGGCCAUUCAAGGAUUCGUCGGGAGGCAUUGGGAUGGGCGGAAUCUGUAUCCUGAUCCUUGCGGAUGGACUCCGAUACAGGGGGUGUCAUGCGACGUUUUCGAAGGCUUGUGGUACGUCACCGUCGUCAACAUCGGACCGGUUCUUGACAACUCUCUCGAAUGCUCUCAGGAAGCAGCGUUCAGUCCCCAACUCUUUGAGCUGAAACGUUUGAGAAGCCUCUCCUUCUUCAGAUGCUUCACUUCUCCAAGCCAAACCACCACCCUGUCUCAGGAUUGGCGAAAGCUAUCUGGAAGCUUGGAGACACUGGAGUUCAGAUCAAACGAUGGUCUCACAGGAGCAAUUCCCGUCGAUCUUGCUCUGCUCUCGAAUCUCCAAUCUCUUGUACUGGUAGAGAAUUCAUUGACGGGCGAGCUGCCUCGAGAGAUGGGGAACUUGGUCCGCCUGAAGAGAAUGUCGCUCGCGCGGAAUCGGCUCUCUGGCCAACUCCCGGCUUCCUUGGGCAACAACUUGGCUGAGCUUUUGAUCCUGGACUUGAGCGGCAACUCCCUGAGUGGUUCUCUUCCGUGUUCAAUCGGUGGCAUGAGUUCACUCCUAAAGCUUGACUUGAGCAACAAUCACCUGAACGGAGAGCUCCCAUCGGAGCUCGGGAAGCUGAAGAAUCUCACACUUCUGGACCUGAGAAACAACAGUCUUUCUGGGAUGACACGGUCCCUCGGAGGCAUGGUGUCGCUCCGGUACAUGCUUCUCUCCAACAAUCCAUUGGGUGGGAACCUAAUGCAACUCGGGUUGCGGAAUCUGAGGAGUUUGACCACCUUGGACCUUUCUAACACUGGCUUCAUCGGUGGAAUUCCAGAAUACAUUACGGACUUGAGAAGGUUGAGAUUUAUCGCCUUGGAUAACAAUAAUCUCACAGGCAGCGUCUCCCAAAAGUUCCAAGAACUAUCUGGUCUUGCUGCUCUUUACCUGAACGACAACAACCUGACAGGAGAGCUCGAGUUCUCGGACGAGUUCUACAGGAGGAUGGGAAGCAGGUUUGCUGCUUGGAACAAUCCAAACCUUUGCUGCAGAUUUCAGGACAGUGGGCAGGUCCUUCGGGGGGUUCAGCGAUGCAAGAACUAGGCAAUCCCAAGUUUCCACUUGGUGUGUAAGGCGAUCUUUGCUUAACUGUGUUGUUCUGUUCAACACUUCUGAAGGUCCUAAAUCAUAGAGUUCUUAGCAGAAAAAUCCUCUGUUCUUGUAACAGAGGAUCAGAGCAAAUGCACCAAAGUCUUUUCCUGGACUUGCUUGGCAAGUGGUGGAGCUAUCAUGAACACUGUGCACGCAUCACUUCCAAGUUCCAUCCAUGCAUCAUCCACUUUGACCAACGAUGCUCUCGCCU